AUGCCAGCUAUGGUGUUGAGCCUUUUCGUACUUGCUGUUGCCUCCAUGCAUGCGAAGGCAUCAGACAGCGUGACUGUGACUUCAGAGCCAGACCAAAACACGCUGAACGCCCAGAUUGAGAAGCUGCAAGUAUGGAAUUUCAGCAAGUAUGCCAAUUGUGCAGUGCGACAAAGACCUGCGAGCAUGGGAGAGCUCCCAGUCUCAGAGCAGGAGUAUGUGGCGCUUGCAGAGCGGGCUCUGAAGAUUUGGUAUGCUGCGAUUUUGUUGCAGCCCAUGAA
Durusdinium trenchii is the source of this 278-nucleotide messenger RNA. NCBI's taxonomy places the organism in Eukaryota, Dinophyceae, Suessiales, Symbiodiniaceae. The record is from the annotation of a GenBank genome assembly.